AUGGAUAUGCACUGCAAGGCAGACCCCUUCUCAGCAAUGCACCCAGGGCACGGGGGUGUGAACCAGCUCGGGGGGGUGUUUGUGAACGGCAGGCCCCUACCUGACGUGGUGAGACAAAGGAUAGUGGAGCUGGCUCACCAGGGGGUGCGACCCUGUGACAUCUCCAGGCAGCUGCGGGUCAGCCACGGUUGUGUCAGCAAGAUCCUGGGCAGGUAUUACGAGACGGGGAGCAUCAAGCCCGGCGUGAUCGGCGGCUCCAAACCUAAAGUGGCGACCCCCAAAGUAGUGGAUAAAAUCGCCGAGUACAAGAGACAAAACCCGACAAUGUUCGCCUGGGAGAUCCGGGACAGGCUACUGGCCGAGGGCAUCUGCGACAACGACACGGUCCCCAGCGUCUCCUCCAUAAACAGGAUCAUCAGAACCAAAGUUCAGCAACCUUUUCACCCAACACCAGAUGGGAGCGGGACAGGUGUGACUGCACCAGGACAUACUAUUGUGCCCAGCACAGCAUCCCCUCCCGUCUCCAGUGCCUCCAAUGAUCCAGUGGGCUCUUACUCCAUUAACGGGAUCCUGGGGAUUCCUCGGUCGAAUGGCGAGAAGAGGAAACGUGAUGAAGAUGAGUUGUACACUGGGUCUGCUCGCAUUCAGGGAGGUGACUUACAUUUUCUCAUGGAUGCAAAGAAUGUAUCCGAGGGCUCAGUUCCCAACGGAGAUUCCCAGAGCAGCGUGGACAGUUUGCGGAAGCACCUUCGUGGCGACACUUUCACCCAGCAGCAGCUGGAAGCUUUAGAUCGAGUUUUUGAGCGUCCUUCUUACCCUGACGUCUUUCAAACAUCAGAGCACAUCAAAUCUGAGCAGGGUAAUGAGUACUCCCUCCCAGCUCUGACCCCUGGUCUCGAUGAAGUCAAAUCAAGUCUAUCCACCUCUGCUAACCCAGACCUGGGGACAAAUGUGUCAGGACCCCAGACGUACCCUGUGGUGACCGGUCGUGAUAUGGCAAGCACCACCUUGCCUGGCUACCCACCCCAUGUUCCCCCAACUGGACAAGGCAGCUACCCAACCUCAACUCUUGCAGGAAUGGUUCCUGGGAGCGAGUUCUCAGGGAACCCCUACAGCCACCCUCAGUACACAACCUACAACGAGGCCUGGCGGUUCAGCAACCCUGCAUUACUAAUGCCACAUCCCGGGGCUCCGCACCUCCCACUGCUGCCGCUGCCUAUGACCGCCACUAGUUACCAUGGAAACCACAUGAAACUGCAGGGCGACAGCUUAGGCCUCCACAUUGUACCUGUCUGA
Messenger RNA from Gavia stellata (red-throated loon), 1296 nucleotides. It is a transcript of the gene PAX2, whose product is annotated as paired box 2. NCBI's taxonomy places the organism in Eukaryota, Metazoa, Chordata, Aves, Gaviiformes, Gaviidae. Bases 1 to 1296 code for a protein of 431 amino acids. The record is from RefSeq and is a predicted model, not a curated record. Gene Ontology annotation, molecular function: DNA-binding transcription factor activity, RNA polymerase II-specific; RNA polymerase II cis-regulatory region sequence-specific DNA binding. The transcript has 11 exons. Gene Ontology annotation, biological process: anatomical structure development; regulation of transcription by RNA polymerase II.